AUGUUAAUCGAGUGUAAAGAAUACGACAAAAACUUUACUUUGGACGACAUCAAGACAGCCGUAGGCAAGCAUUAUGCUCAACCCAUUCCUGAGACUGCGCCUCUUGAACCUAACCAUGAGGGCACCGAGGCAGUUACUUUGACGUCCCAAUAUCUGUCUGAAAAGUAUAGAAAUCAGACAGAAGCCGAACUCGAGAUACUGGAGGCUCAUACCCAGGAGUUGGAGAAAGGAAAGGUCCUGGGAACCUGCGUCAAGUCAGGAUUGACGAAAUCCAAGGUGGAAUCAACCCUGGUGUCCUAUAUGCGUGCGAUGAAUACUUUUAACAAGUUUGAAUUCGCAUGUAUUUACGGCCAGGGUGGAUCUUGGUACGACGUGUGUGCUGGAGAGAAUGUCGAGAAAUUGGACAUGAAGAAAUGGAAGAAGGAGGUUAUGUCCUUUGCCUCUCUUCCUCCUCCAGUGAAAAAAGCUACUCCUGUCUCUGUGGCUGCGCACGUCCAAAGAGUUACUACGGUCAAGAAUGCUCUCAAGAGCCUCAUCAAUGACCAAUGUAGAACCUCUUAUGAAAACGUUCCCUGGAAGGACUUGGUCAGAGGUGAGGAUCUUGAUGAGCUUCUCCGCGUAGAGGCCAUUGACACUAGCAGGCGUAUAGUUGUUGAUGGCUGGCCGUUAACCGAUUUCGAGCUGAGAAACUUCUUGUUGCGAGGAAAUUUGACGCGGGUAGAACGUUCUUACAAUCAGCUCAGAUUUAGAAUGAUCAACCCGCUUGCUGAGCCAAGCAGCCCAGUUGUCCAACCAAGCGACCUAAUCGUCCAGCCAAGCGACAUGAAAGUUCCAUAA
This is a messenger RNA of Mucor mucedo, 837 nucleotides long. RefSeq lists its product as uncharacterized. Lineage: Eukaryota; Fungi; Mucoromycota; Mucoromycetes; Mucorales; Mucoraceae. The transcript is spliced from 5 exons. The coding region runs from base 1 to 837 and encodes 278 amino acids. The record is from RefSeq and is a predicted model, not a curated record.